This is a messenger RNA of Lasiosphaeria miniovina, 789 nucleotides long. RefSeq lists its product as uncharacterized. Bases 1 to 789 code for a protein of 262 amino acids. Lineage: Eukaryota; Fungi; Ascomycota; Sordariomycetes; Sordariales; Lasiosphaeriaceae. The record is from RefSeq and is a predicted model, not a curated record. The transcript has 2 exons.
AUGGACGCUCCGGGAACGGUCUUUUACCUUGUUCCAAACAACAAAUAUGCCGCAGCGAUCGUUCAAGAUCCCGCGAAUCGCGACCGAGCAGCCCCCGCUGUCCCCCACAUCGAUUCAGGCGGGCCAGUCUUGAGAAUUGGACUAGACCAGCUGCCCAAAUGCCCACCAUACCUCAAAACCGGUGAGCUCCUUCUCCACGACCUAUCGGAAAAUCACGACACGCAACUCUACGAGAUCGUUCACAUCACCACCGAAGAUGGCGAAGAGGAGGAGUUAGGGCGUCCCCAGAUAUCGAAGACCCGUCGGCAAUGCGUCCUGGUACUCGCCUACGACGUCUACAACAAGCGUGACCGGAAGUGGAUCUUCAGAAUGCGUGACGCCGAGUUUCGCUUAAUACCACGAAGGACGCAAGGCCAAGACGAAGCGACACUCACCAAAGAGAGAUUGGCGUUCGUGGGCCAGACCGACCAUGAUCGGACAAUCGAAGGGACCAUGCAGCGACUCAUCACGCUAGGCCUGCAAUCCGAGGGAUUGACAACUACCUACAAGUCAGCGUCAACGAUCACCUUCAACCCCCAUAAUACUCGGCUCCAAACCCCACUUGAGCCUGAAAAAGACAAGGUAAUCCAAAUCACGAAGCUUAGACCGCUUGGAAGAGGGGGCCAAGGUGAGGUGCACAAGGUGGUUGAUAUGUAUACCGGCGCGCACCACGCUUGCAAAUUCGUCGCCGUGAAGGCGGAGGUACCUCAAUGGAAGAUCUAUUCGGAGGAGGGUGCGCUGGUAGGAUAG